Messenger RNA from Cherax quadricarinatus, 5059 nucleotides. Its product is annotated as acylphosphatase-2. Gene Ontology annotation, molecular function: acylphosphatase activity. The record is from RefSeq and is a predicted model, not a curated record. Lineage: Eukaryota; Metazoa; Arthropoda; Malacostraca; Decapoda; Parastacidae.
UCUGCUUAAAUAAGCAGAUAAUUAUAUGAGGUUACCAGCCUGAUAGGGAAGUAGUGAGAGAAGAGACUUGAUGUAGUAGUCAUGGCAGCCGCUACACUCCUCGCUGUGGACUUCGAAGUCUUUGGCCUUGUCCAGGGUGUCUUCUUUCGGAAGUACACACAGAAGAGGGCGAAAGAGCUGAAUUUACGAGGAUGGUGCAUGAACACAGAUCGAGGGACUGUCGUCGGCCAGAUGGAGGGGCAGAGUGACAUGGUUUCCAUCAUGAAAGAUUGGCUCAAGAAAACUGGAAGCCCAAGCUCUCGAAUUGAUAAGGUGGAAUUCAAGAAUGAAAGGGAAAUUCAAGAUUAUACCUUCAAGAACUUCUCUAUCAAACACUAGACUACAAUGGCAUUUGACACUGAAAACUGGAUUGCAUUCUGUAAUAUGAGAGGAAUUACAAAAACAACUGAUAUUUCAUUGUUUUACAGUAAUAUGAACCCAUAGAGAGCAUCUCAGAAUGUGCAACUUUAGGUUUCAUAUACUCUUUGUAGAAUGUCCUUACAUGAAUGGAAAAAUAUUAUGAAAUUAGUGUAAUAUAUUUUCACAAAAACUAUGGUACAGUAUAUCAGUUGUAAGUCAGUCUUUUUUUUUUUACUACUGUAUCAUAAAUGUGCCCUGAGUUAUACUGUACCCAUAACUUAUGGUUGAGACUUAUGAAAAUUAUACUGAACUGCAUUAGAAUUUGACAUUCAUUUAAAAUGUUAAUGGAUUUCAAUGCUGAUAGCUUUCCAAGAAUCUCCCAAAAUGCUAACUCAGCUAACUUCUUGGACUUAAAGUGUACCAGUUGGCUUGUAGCUGAGGUGGAUUUAUGACCAAAAAUAUACUCCACAGGGUUAACUAAAUCUUGGUUUUUGAAUGAUGUACUUGACAAGCAUUAUUGUGUAUCAUGAUUACAUAUUUAUUUGAUAUAUACCGUAUUUUAUGGUGUCGAAGAUGCUGUAUUUCCCAAAAUGAGUCGAAAAUGUAUCCAUUUUUUUUUAUUUAGCCAAUCAGAAUUGGGGGGGGGGGUGUCCUUGACACCAGAGCAUCUUGUUCACUGCAAAAUAUGUUACAUAAAUUAUAUAUCAAAACACCAUCCAGAAAUAGUGUUUUGACAUUAAAUUUUUUGCAAAACAUGUUAAUUUUGUCAUAAACAAAUCACAGUGUAUGUGAUUUGAGUUGAAGCUUUUAGGAUGCACCAAUGGAUGUAAGAUAUACAAACCUAUGGAUAAUACUGGAAGAAAUUUAUAUAGAGUAAAUCUAAUUACUUUUUUGGGGCUAAAAUUGUAUUUUGACAUACAUUAAUAAUACUAUGUUGUUGUACUGUAUAGUCAUAAAGAAAUAUGUUAUAAUGUGCUUACAAGCCAUAUACUGGAACACUAAUUUAAUAUGUAGAAUAGCUUUCCCAAUCAUAGUUUGGAAAUUGUAUUUACACUCAAUGAAAAUAAGAAUAGUGGUAGCUGUCUGAAAAGCUUAAUAUGGUUGGUAAUCCCACAUUUAGUAAUCAUGUUUUGUUUCUUGUUUCUUACAGUUCUGUAUACAAACUCCAUUUCCCUAUAGACAACCAUGUUAUCAGAAAUGCAAAUGCUGAAUUAUUUAAGCUGUCUUCAGGUAUUCCAAUCAAAGAAAUUGUUCAAUUCAUGUUAUGGUUAAAUAAGUUGGUGAAGCUUUGGUUUAUACUGUAAUCAUUUUUCACUAAUGUAAGAUAUUCACCCCAGUCUAUUGAAAUUUACACGUUUCUGUUCAUAACUUGUUUAUUUAAUUUCUGUCCUCUGAAUAUCAGGUAUAUACAGAUAUCACUGGGUUUAGAAGUAUAUACAGAUGUCACUUUAUUUAGAAGUAUAUACAGAUAUCACUGGGUUUAGAAGUAUAUACAGAUGUCCCUGGGUUUAGAAGUAUAUACAGAUGUCCCUGGGAUUAGAAGUAUAUACAGAUGUCACUUUAUUUAGAAGUAUAUACAGAUAUCACUGGGUUUAGAAGUAUAUACAGAUGUCCCUGGGUUUAGAAGUAUAUACAGAUGUCCCUGGGAUUAGAAGUAUAUACAGAUGUCACUUUAUUUAGAAGUAUAUACAGAUAUCACUGGGUUUAGAAGUAUAUACAGAUGUCCCUGGGUUUAGAAGUAUAUACAGAUAUCACUGGGUUUAGAAGUAUAUACAGAUAUCACUGGGUUUAGAAGUAUAUACAGAUAUCACUGGGUUUAGAUGUAUAUACAGAUGUCACUGGGUUUAGAAGUAUAUACAGAUAUCUCUGGGUUUAGAGGUAUAUACAGAUAUCACUGGGUUUAGAAGUAUAUACAUAUAUCAUGGUUUAGAAGUAUAUACAGAUAUCACUGGGUUUAGAAGUAUAUGUAGAUAUCACUGGGUUUAGAAGUACAUACAGAUGUCACUGGGUUUAGAAGGACUAGCAGAACAAUUUGCCUGCAGAUUAAUAUUAAUUGGGAACACAUUGACCAAUCCGAUACAUGAAUAGUGUAUUUUCCACCAGUGCUAGAAUGCUUGUACUUUCACAACACCUUAAUUAAUGCUUACUAUCUUUUGGAUUCAUUGGAUCUAAUUUUUCUAGUAAAUUGUUAAAAUUUGAAUCUAAGGUGGAUAUCAGUGAUAUAAUGUGUAUCUAUUAUUCUACCAUUCACUCCAAAUUUUGCAUCUUGUAUCCAACUGUACCUAAUAGAGAAAACAUUUUUUUUUUUUUUUUGUUUAUGCUCCAAGCAUAUGGUUAUAUUGGUGGAUACAACAGAAGCAAGCUUAGAAUUUGAAGCAAAAUCUAACCAUACAUCUCAUUUGUUAUUCAUUUAUCUCUAAAUAUGAAAAAAAUUUAAAUGUUACAACUUCCUAUAUAUGAAAGCAGGUAACUAGAUUUCUUUACAAAUUUGAAUAACCAGCAUCAUGGUGGCUUUCAGCAAACUACCAGCAUAUUUGUUAUUAAAAUCCACUAAGAGAACAGAAGUCAUCAGUACAAGCUUUGUUGGCAAAAAAAAAAAAAAAAAAAAGACUUCUUUGAGUUUGCAUUUUGAUUCCUUUUGCUGUAUUAGUUUCAAAUAUGAGUUAUUGUAUUUCCAUAUUGCAUUAUAGUUUUUUUUUUUUUUUACCAUUUCUCCAGAUUUUUUAAGACUGUUUCAUGUUAUAUUUAUGUCAGUGUCCCAAAAGUUUCUAAAAUGUGAAUUGACAAGUGGAAACUGUUCGUCUUCUUGACUUCAUUGUGUCAGUAUCUUCCUAGUGUAUUAUUUGGAAACAUAAUGUUAACAGUUUAGCAAAGAUCUUGACUUUUCUUUCAAAGUUCUUGUUGAAACUUCCUGUAUAAGAUAAUGUUUAAUCUCUGUUGUUAAUAAAUUGUUAGUUUUAGCUACGCACAUGUAUUAUUUGACGUCUAAGAUGCGUAGAUAAGUGUGAAGCUAAUCUUAGAUCACAGUGUGUAGUAACUCAAAUGAGGAAACAAAUUAAUUUACACCACUCCUUAUAUAGGGUCUGGAUGUCAGUAAAGUAUUUUCUUGAAGUUUGAAAAACUUAAAACUAGGAAGUCAAAAAAAAAAUUCUAUGUAAAAACCAGCUAUAUGUUUACCAUUUUCUUUCAUUUAUGUAAAUAUGAUAGUCAUCCAGCCUAGUAAUCUCAAAAUAAGAGUGCAAUAUUGCCAAGUGAUAUUUGUAAGUUAAAAUAUUCAACAUAUCAGAUCAAGGAUUUUACUAUAUAUUGUGUGUCACUUCUUCAGAUUAACUGCAGAGACAAACAAGUACCGGUACUGUAUCAUACCAGUAUAUACUCUUUGGAUAUAUGCUUAAUACAGUAUUUUACACUUUGUGUUUUUAAUAAAAUUUCCCAUUGAUUUUGAAUGAAAUAAUCUCAUCAGUUAGCUCAGCUAAUCCAUGGUUCUGUGACAUUUACUUUACCAUCAUUUUAGGCAGCAGGAAGGGUAAGAAUUAAAUUCUAGGGAACUACAGCAGUAUCUGUCUCAGUGGAGAUAACUGUGGUUCAGAGUGGGUAUGUGAUUUCUUUAAUUGGAAUUUUGUUUGAAUGUUAUGUUGAGAACUGUUAAACCCAUAAGGGUGGGAUUUUAAUUUGUAAUUUUCUUUUGUAACUUGCUUGAUGUUUUUCCAACAGAUAGUUAAGAAUUAACCUUUCACGUAAUAUAUUAGGCAUUUAUUUUUCAAUGGUGAUUCCUGUAUAAACAUUAGUUAGAGCUUUUCAAUGACAUUCCUUUUAAGGUUUGACCACUAGAUAGGGUAUACUGUAAACAUCAUGGCUUAAUUAUAUUUUUAGCCCUACCCGUGUAUAGUUUCUCUAGAAAAUUAAAAUAAACGAUAUUAGUUUGUGGUUUGAAAAGGUAUACUUGUAUAAUGCAGUACCGUUUUGUUUAUGACCUCAUUAAUUUAUUAAGAGCAAAUUUUUGUUCCUGUUAAACCAUACUAUAUGUGAAUGUAACAUUUUACUCUUUAUUUCUUCAUACUGUAGUAGGAACAUCUAAUAAUUGUGUAUUAUUUUGUCAACUAUAGUACAGUACCCAAUACAAUCAAUAAUGUAUCAUGAGCAUGCAGUAUUACUGCGAUAUAACAUGGCGCUAUAUUACCCCACACAGGUUUGGCAAGUUUUUGUUUAUAAUUAUGGUACUGUGGUAUACUCAAAUCUGGCUACUAUUAUGCCAAAAAGUUAAAAAAUCUGUACUGAACUAUAUUCAAAUAAAUGUUAUUUUAGUUGCAGGGAAUUAGCUUUAAUAAAUACUAACAGCACCGUAUUUUUGUCAUUCUGUUAACGAUAUUAAGUACGCGAGAUAUUUUUAUUUAGUUGUUUUGUAAGCAAUAUUAAUGUUAACCCACAUGUAUUUUGUGUGCUACCUCGACUAUUGUGAUUUAUUUUGACAUACAGUGCUGUGAUUGCUCAAGUUAUGGAAAAAGUACCUGUGGAAAAAACUUAGUGUCUUCAGUUACCAUUGAAGGUUUAAUCCCAUCUGUGAUAUUUUGUGCUUGGACAUUAAAUUAUGUCAAAAUCCUUGUAAUUUUUAACAUUUAAAUACUUUUAUUGUAUUGGAUGGAAAUAAAACUAUGUUCAA